Alternaria alternata is the source of this 1016-nucleotide messenger RNA. Its product is annotated as short-chain dehydrogenase/reductase SDR. Lineage: Eukaryota; Fungi; Ascomycota; Dothideomycetes; Pleosporales; Pleosporaceae. The coding region runs from base 186 to 974 and encodes 262 amino acids. The record is from RefSeq and is a predicted model, not a curated record. The transcript has a single exon.
CAACCCAUGAACAACAAAGUUGCGGUGGUUAAUAUCUUGCUACCCAUCUCCAGGACAAGAUGUGAGACACAUGAAGACUUGACAACGCCUGGGCGCACUCAUAGCACUAUACUGCCGUAACUUGAUAUUACCUAGUCUUUUGACAUCCCCCAUUUGCAGGACCCACAACACAACCCUCGACCACCAUGUCCAAGAACGCUGCCAACAAGCCCGUCAUCGCCGUCGUCGGCGCAGGCCCAGGAAUCGGCGAAGCAGUAGCUCACCGCUUCGCAGCAGAAGGCUUCGUCGUCGCACUCCUCGCGCGGACAGAAGAAGCCCUGCAAACCAUGGCCAAGAACAUCGACAGCGACGUCGGCACCGGCACAGCGCAUUACUACAUCACAGACCUGCGCAUCGAAGAUACGGUAAUCUCAUCGUUUAAACGCAUUCGCGAAGAGCUUGGUCCUGUCAACGUGCUCGUGUACAACGCCGGCGCACGCCGCGUCAACGGAAAAUCUCUUAUCGACACCACGAGCGAAGAGUUUGAGAACUUCACUAAGAUUAACCUGUUCGGCGCGUUCUGGGCAAGCAAACUAGUGAUUCCAGAUAUGCUUGCAGCUGGCAAAGGCACUAUCCUUUUCACCAGCGCUACGGGUGCGCUGCGCGGCAUGCCAGGCUUAGCGUCUUUCUCGCCAGGGAAAUUUGGACUGCGCUCAUUGUGCCAGAUCAUCACACGCGAGUACCAGGCCAAGGGGAUCCAUGCUUGUAAUAUCAUCGUCGAUGGUCCGGUCGAUGGCAAGCUGAUCGGAGGAGUGAUGAAGCGGCAAUGGGAAAGGACAGGACAGAAAGACAAGGCGGCAGAUGUGGAAGCGCAUCUCGUUCAGCCGAGAGAUCUGGCGCAUACGUAUUGGUUUUUGCAUACGCAGCCGAGGAGUACUUGGACGCAGGAGUUGGACGUUAGGGCGAUGAAGGAAACGUUAUUUACAAAGUUGUAGAUCAAUAAUGACGUCAAUCGAGCGCUUUCACGCAUGUGCACA